AUGCCUGAAACCAUAGUCCAAGUCAAUGCAGCAUUUCCUAAACCCUGGAAGAAGAAAGGAAUAUUAGAAGCUCGAAAAUGGACACCUCAGGCCAAGAAUCCAAAACUAGUACAUCAAGGGUUUAUCCUCUAUUCCAAUGAAGACACUAUAGUCAGCGGUCAAGCCUACCUCUCAACUGGAAUAGAAGUUCACCUACCAGAAGGCAUGGCAGCAAUGGUCAGUUCAAUAGAAGGAAUUUCCACAGUUGGACAACCCAUAGCAAAACUCUCCCUCAUCCCACUAGCCUCAGCUCAACUAGUCACUGCUGGACAGAAGCAAGAAGUCCAACCUUCACCCUUUGUCAAGAACCUAACUCCAGAUCAAGAGGCAAGA
Molecule: messenger RNA, 372 nt
Organism: Paraglomus occultum
Lineage: Eukaryota; Fungi; Glomeromycota; Glomeromycetes; Paraglomerales; Paraglomeraceae
Source: the annotation of a GenBank genome assembly